Molecule: messenger RNA, 203 nt
Organism: Funneliformis caledonium
Lineage: Eukaryota; Fungi; Glomeromycota; Glomeromycetes; Glomerales; Glomeraceae
Source: the annotation of a GenBank genome assembly
AUACCCAACCUCUGGCAAACAAUACAACGGGUACAAAGCCACUCUUAGUGCGCUACCCGAUUUCAGAUUCGAGCAUAACUGAUCUGAUGCUUAUGGUUAGCGGAUAUGCAAUUACCAAUCAUACAGGAAUAGGCUGCCCUCAAAUAACGCCUAUGAUUGACAGAAGUAUGCGAUCAUCAACCAUACAAGCCCUCUAUCGUCAA